Dromaius novaehollandiae (emu) is the source of this 12052-nucleotide messenger RNA. It is a transcript of the gene TAOK1, whose product is annotated as TAO kinase 1. NCBI's taxonomy places the organism in Eukaryota, Metazoa, Chordata, Aves, Casuariiformes, Dromaiidae. The record is from RefSeq and is a predicted model, not a curated record. The coding region runs from base 297 to 3302 and encodes 1001 amino acids. Gene Ontology annotation, cellular component: cytoplasm. Gene Ontology annotation, biological process: regulation of cytoskeleton organization; protein phosphorylation. Gene Ontology annotation, molecular function: ATP binding; protein serine/threonine kinase activity. The transcript is spliced from 20 exons.
GAGUUCUCGGUGUAAAUACCAUUUUGUUCAGCGCCGGUGCGGGCUUUGGAGGAAAGUGACCUAUUUCGAAGACCUUUUAUCGCUUCCCUUCAGACGGGCAUGUGCCUGCUGGUCCCGUUAGCCGAAUAGCGUUUCCCAACCGGUUUAAUUCGGCAGAUUAAAAUAUCGCGUGGAAGGUGGAUUUCUGCAACUUGCGUGCGGUAAUCCAUGCUGAAGAGGCUCCAUUCAUACAGAUGAACCAAGGGUUGAGGCAGCACUUUAAACCCAGAUAGUCGGUCGGCUAACUGCCCAGCAGGAUGCCAUCAACCAGCCGAGCGGGCAGCCUGAAGGACCCAGAAAUUGCAGAGCUCUUCUUCAAAGAAGAUCCAGAAAAGCUCUUCACAGAUCUCCGAGAGAUUGGCCAUGGAAGCUUCGGAGCAGUUUAUUUUGCACGUGAUGUGCGCACCAAUGAAGUGGUGGCCAUCAAGAAAAUGUCAUAUAGUGGGAAGCAGUCCAAUGAGAAAUGGCAGGAUAUUAUUAAGGAAGUCAAGUUCCUCCAAAGAAUAAAGCACCCUAACAGUAUAGAAUACAAAGGCUGCUAUUUGCGGGAGCAUACAGCAUGGCUUGUUAUGGAAUAUUGUUUAGGAUCAGCGUCAGACUUACUAGAAGUUCAUAAAAAGCCAUUGCAAGAAGUGGAAAUAGCAGCAAUUACCCAUGGUGCUCUCCAGGGAUUAGCAUACUUGCAUUCUCACAAUAUGAUCCAUAGAGAUAUCAAGGCAGGAAACAUCCUGCUGACAGAGCCAGGACAGGUGAAGCUUGCUGACUUUGGAUCUGCUUCCAUAGCAUCUCCUGCCAAUUCAUUUGUGGGGACGCCAUAUUGGAUGGCCCCAGAAGUAAUUUUAGCCAUGGAUGAAGGGCAGUAUGAUGGCAAAGUAGAUGUUUGGUCUCUUGGAAUUACCUGUAUUGAGUUAGCGGAAAGGAAGCCUCCUUUGUUUAAUAUGAACGCAAUGAGUGCCUUAUAUCACAUAGCGCAGAAUGAAUCCCCUACACUACAGUCUAAUGAAUGGUCUGAUUAUUUUCGAAACUUCGUAGAUUCUUGCCUCCAGAAAAUUCCUCAAGACAGGCCUACAUCAGAGGAGCUUCUGAAGCACAUGUUUGUUCUUCGGGAGCGGCCCGAAACAGUGUUAAUAGACUUGAUUCAGAGAACAAAGGAUGCAGUGAGAGAACUGGACAAUCUGCAGUAUCGUAAAAUGAAGAAGCUCCUCUUCCAGGAGGCGCACAAUGGCCCCGCGGUCGAAGCACAGGAGGAGGAGGAGGAACAAGACCAUGGUGUUGGCAGGACAGGAACAGUGAAUAGUGUUGGAAGUAAUCAGUCCAUUCCCAGUAUGUCUAUCAGUGCCAGUAGCCAAAGCAGUAGUGUUAACAGUCUUCCAGAUGCCUCGGAUGAUAAGAGCGAGCUGGAUAUGAUGGAGGGAGACCACACCGUGAUGUCAAAUAGCUCUGUCAUUCAUUUAAAGCCGGAGGAAGAAAACUACAGAGAAGAAUCAGAUCCUCGAACAAGGGCAUCAGAACCCCAGUCUCCUCCCCAAGUGUCUCGCCACAAGUCUCAUUAUCGCAACCGGGAGCACUUUGCUACUAUACGCACAGCAUCGCUGGUGACAAGGCAAAUGCAGGAACACGAGCAAGACUCUGAACUCCGAGAGCAGAUGUCUGGCUAUAAACGCAUGAGACGGCAACACCAGAAGCAACUGAUGGCAUUAGAGAAUAAACUGAAGGCAGAGAUGGACGAGCAUCGCCUCAGGUUGGACAAAGAUCUUGAAACACAGCGUAACAAUUUUGCUGCAGAAAUGGAAAAGCUAAUUAAAAAGCACCAAGCAGCCAUGGAAAAAGAGGCUAAAGUGAUGGCCAAUGAAGAAAAGAAGUUUCAACAGCAUAUUCAGGCUCAACAGAAAAAAGAACUGAACAGUUUCCUGGAAUCCCAGAAGAGAGAAUAUAAGCUCCGUAAAGAACAGCUGAAAGAGGAGCUGAAUGAAAACCAGAGCACUCCAAAGAAGGAGAAGCAGGAGUGGCUCUCCAAGCAGAAGGAGAACAUCCAGCAUUUCCAGGCAGAGGAAGAAGCCAACUUACUGAGGCGUCAGAGACAGUACUUGGAGCUGGAGUGUCGCCGCUUUAAGAGACGGAUGCUCCUUGGCCGCCAUAAUUUGGAGCAGGACCUGGUUCGGGAGGAGUUAAACAAAAGGCAGACACAGAAGGACCUGGAGCAUGCCAUGCUGCUGCGUCAGCACGAGUCCAUGCAGGAGCUGGAGUUCCGCCAUCUCAGUACCAUCCAGAAGAUGCGCUGUGAGCUGAUCCGACUCCAGCACCAGACUGAGCUCACCAACCAGCUGGAAUACAACAAGCGCCGAGAGCGGGAGCUGCGGCGUAAGCACGUCAUGGAGGUCCGGCAGCAGCCCAAGAGCCUGAAGUCAAAAGAACUACAGAUAAAGAAGCAGUUUCAGGAUACAUGCAAGAUCCAAACAAGACAGUACAAAGCACUGAGAAACCAUCUGCUGGAGACCACGCCAAAGAGUGAACAUAAAGCUGUCCUCAAACGGCUCAAGGAGGAGCAGACCCGGAAGCUGGCUAUCCUGGCUGAGCAGUAUGAUCACAGCAUUAAUGAAAUGCUCUCUACACAAGCUCUGCGUUUGGACGAAGCGCAGGAAGCAGAGUGCCAGGUUUUGAAGAUGCAGCUGCAGCAGGAAUUGGAGCUGCUGAAUGCAUAUCAGAGUAAAAUCAAGAUGCAGGCAGAAGCCCAGCAUGAUCGGGAGCUGCGUGACCUUGAGCAGAGGGUAUCCCUCCGCCGGGCCCUCCUUGAGCAGAAGAUUGAGGAGGAGAUGCUGGCAUUGCAGAAUGAGCGUACCGAACGGAUACGAAGCCUGCUGGAGCGUCAAGCUCGCGAGAUCGAAGCCUUUGACUCAGAAAGCAUGAGGCUAGGUUUUAGUAAUAUGGUUCUUUCUAAUCUCUCCCCCGAGGCGUUCAGCCACAGCUACCCGGGAGCUUCUGGCUGGUCCCACAAUCCUACUGGGGGCGCAGGACCUCACUGGGGUCAUCCCAUGGGUGGCCCACCACAAGCUUGGGGCCAUCCAAUGCAAGGUGGACCUCAGCCAUGGGGUCACCCCUCGGGGCCCAUGCAGGGGGUACCUCGAGGUAGUGCUAUAGGGGUCCGCAACAGCCCCCAGGCUCUGAGGCGGACAGCUUCUGGGGGACGGACGGAACAGGGCAUGAGCAGGAGCACAAGUGUUACUUCACAAAUAUCCAAUGGUUCACACAUGUCUUAUACAUAACUUAAACAAUAACUGAGGGUGGCAAUUCCACUGGAGCUGUCUGCCAACAGAAACUGCCUACAGACACCAGCCCAGCAGCCUCCUCAGUGCGGUGCUGACGUGUGGAAGCUGGGUGCACAUGGAAUAUUGUAUUCAUUUUGUAAAGCAUUAUGUUUUGUGUUUACUAACUGGGAUGUCAUAGUAUUUGGCUGCAGGGCUGGGAGGGUUGGUUUUUGUUUGUUUGUCUGUUUGUUUUUACUUUUUGGAGGGGACUUGGGAGGGCAUCUGAGAAAUAUAUGCAAUUAGUCAGAAGAGUUGGCCGGUGGUUGUCACACUGACGUGACAGAAGGGCCUCAGACUGCCAUUGUCACGCCAUCCAUAGGAAAGGGAGAAUGGAGACCUCCUCCCAUGUCCAUAAAUUUCUAACUGCCACCCUGCAAAAACCAGGUGAGCUGCCUUUAAACCAACAUCCAAGGGAGGAACAGCUGGAUCUUCUGUUCCAUUUUUAUUUGUCAUUAAAUUGGAUACAUUUCUAGGGUAUUGCCUCUGCCAGGGGGCAUUUUCAGAGACUUGUAGGUGAGGAAGAAGGGUGAGAAGAGAGGCCAAGAGACACCAGGGCUCAGCAGGGCCCUUCGACCCAAGUGCCCGCUCCGUGUUGUUUAAGAAGUGACGUUCUCUCAGAAGGCACUGGUCAGCUUCCCGAGAACUGCGUGGGUAAACCUGUCUGGAGGGAACAGGCUAGAAAUGUUCGAAGUUGUAUUCCUGCUUUGGCACUCCCUGACUGUGCUGCUGUUAGCUCAGAUGAGGUUGGGCAGAGGAGCAUAAGUAAUGCACUUGUACAGCUAAUACUGUGACAUCUCAUUUUAGCUAAGCAUCAGAAUAAUUCUUGGAGCCCAGCAUAGUCCUUUUUGCUCCAUUCGGAAAUGUUAGAUUUUCAGCCAAUCAAUCUCAAAUGCCAGAGGUAUUUUGAAGAAUGCCAUAGUCACAAAAUGCCAUUGAUCGGGUUUUUCAUUAUUACACUACAUCCACCAAUUUAUUACCUUUUUGGCUUGUUGCAAUUUCCUGUUUACAUGUAGAGUGUAGCCAACUGUUUAAAUGUUUAGUUGCCACAGUGUACCAGGAGGAGCUGAGCCAAUGACUUUCCCAGCUGAUGACUAACCCACAUCACCACUGUAGAUCUUGCUGCAUGUGAGGCUCCUUUUUAUUAUUUUGGUUGCUGCAAUAUUUUACAACUUUUACAGUCCCUCGAGAUGCUGUGAUUGUUUGGCAGCAUGUCACACCAUGCGAGAAGGCACUACUUCCGGAGGCUCCUUGGAGCUGCUGUACUACUGAAAGGAAGCAAAGGUGGUUGUGAAAUCAAUCCAGUGAUAAAGGGUCAGGGAGUCUAAUGACUUUGUGGCAUAGUGUCAUCUCUUAGAGCUGGGAAUUGGAGAUGCCCCCAUGCUCUCGUGCCAGUGCGUUCUGCGUCAGCCAGCACCGUGGGGUUAGGAGAGGAGCAGGUAGAUGAAGUUUGGCUUGAGGCAAAGAUUUCUGUCUUGGGGACUGACCAGCCAGGGUUCUUUGUAAAUGUUUUUCCUUGCACACUAAUCAUCUUGAAGAAAACACUAGCUGCUAACUCUAGGAUUUGCCUUUAAUAUGUUUAUAGGGCUCAAAAGCAAGGUUUUCCAAAUGUGUUUGUCCAUGUGACAUAUUUAUAUAGUAAAUACUCUAGUCUCGCUGCUGUUCAGUACUCUCAACACGGCGACAUUCUUUCGUUAGCUAAAUUAACAUCCACUCCCAAUCCUUAACUCUCUGCCAGCGUCUGGUGAAUCCAAGUGGGAUUUCCAGCGCUUUGGCAUAGCAUAUCACUCUAAUCAAAGAUGGAAACAAUACCAAAAUCUGCUUGAGCAGCCCCUUAGUAAGGAGCUUUGUAGUAUUAACAGUUCAUGGAAGCUUGGGAUGAGGCAGUGGUCCCAAGAAGGGGGUUGGUCUGGUUGCCCCCUGUGGCAAGUGAUGGCCAUGGAUUCUCCUAUUCCUUCUUCAGCUAUGGUUUUUUAUGUGGAAUUGGAUGUUUGGGGGGUCAUUCUUUUGCAUUGCAAUGUUGUUGAAAUGCAGCAAAACUGUUUUAGGAAAGGUACCUAUAUUUUCCUGGGUUUAGAAGGAAAGAAAAAAUUAAAUGAAAAUCCCCAAACCCCAAAUUGUAUUGGAAUUUACAAUGUGAGUGUGGAGGGUGUGCCCAGAGCGUGGUGCUAACACACUGUUCUGCAGUUCAGCUCCUCAAUCACAAACAGCAGCAGCGGCAGCAGGGACAGGCUGUACCUGCGAGUUCAGUGGGUUCAUUCUUUUGCUUCUGUUACGGUUUGAAUUUGGUCAAAGUCUCUGGCUUAAAUUGAGCUACUUCAACAGAAUUCUCUCAACCCAUCUCUUUGUGUAAUGUCAAGCAUGACUGAAUGCUGAAUCCAAAUGAUGGCUAUCCCAUAUUGGCUUUUUUGUAUUCAAAAAGAAUUGUGUAGUAACCAUUUUUACAUGUAUAUCAUGUGCAGACCUGGACUAUUCCAACAAGUAAUAUUUUAAUUAAAAUAGUUUGCAAAAACUGAUUCAGAUCAACUGGUCUAAAUGUGUGUGUCCCUGUGUGUACCUGUGGGAAGGAAAGCUGUCCUAAAUGAGCCUGAUCUUGAGAGAAAGCAGGUGUAGCCAGAGACUCAAGAUCAGGUUGUACAUUGGAGGUAUAGGAGGAGGUCAUCGGUGUUGAGAAUUUUAAUAUAUCUCAAAUAUAUUUGUGAGAUAUAUGAACAACUGUAAAAUACGCUAGAGAGAAGCAAACACUUUCUGAAUCAGUUUGCAAACUCUUAUUUUUAAAAGACAAAUUACUCCAUAUUGUACUUGUCACAGUCAUGCCCUAAACUUGGUUUUAAAAAUAUUGUAAUCCGUAAAUUGUGGAAACUACUCCAGUACCUCAACAAAGAUGUUUUUACAUCUUCUGUGUUAAUACUUAACACUGGGGAAAUUCUUCUGUAUGAACUACUUUGCAAAUUUUGUUGCAGUAUUUUCAGAUCACCAGCUUGACACCUAAAAUCUGUUAUUCUGUGAUUAUUUUUUUCCCCUUUGCAAACACCUGAAGUUCUGAUGAAGUUUAGCCCAGAGAUAUAAAACCAGAGAAGCCAGCAUUUUUACCUCUUCAUCUGAUUUGAAAUUCUUUUGAUUUUAUUUAAUUAAAAUCCAGUGAAAGGGACCACGUUUUUCUUGUUCUCCAUGGUCCCAGGGAGGCAGCAGCCACCUCUCCCAUCCAUGCUGAACAUUAUGUGCUUUGUUCCUCGGAUGCAGCAUUGAAAUGGAGGUCAGCUCUCUUUCACCUGCAUUCAGUCCAAGCCUGUGAGCUUCAAAGGGGUUGAAGAAACAAAGGUGGUACGAUACCAAGCUUUCCACAGAAAAUUCCCUGCAGCCAUUCCUCGCCUGGCUCGGGACACAGAGCGAUGCCAGCCUGUUCCCGUUCAUCGCUCACGUUUCAGAAGAAUGUGCCUUGCACAUUCGCUGCAACCUGUGCAGGAUGCACUAUGGUAGAUCCUGGAAUAAUGCUGUUUAUUCACCCCACAGGGAAAAGGGGCCGUUGAACUUCAGGCCGCCCUUCCACAUUGACCCUGUUUACGUGCCAUUUCUUGGGAGGCAAUAAAUUGUAUUGUACCACUGUCUACCAUUACUCUGUUGAAUACGCACAUCUCUCUGGAUAUAUAUAUGAUAUCUCAUUUGUAUAUAUUUAUGUACUCGGUGUCUGUGCGUGCAGCUCUGCCUGCACGCGCGCCUCACGCUGUGCAUUUCUGCCCGGGCACGUCAGUGCUGCUGUUCUUUAGCCCUCCCUCGGGUUUGAGCUGCCGCCACCGUGCAGCAGGGCGCUGUUAGGGCAAGUGCAUGUGCAUCCGAACAAAACGUGCUAGGGCUGAACGCGGUGAAAAGCCCUUGCCUAAAUGCUGCCCUGUUAAUUAUAGCUUGCUUUUGUGGGGGAGCGGGAGGGUAGGAUAGCUGCUAUUGGUGUGCUGUGAAGGAGAAAAGGGAGCUCACAAAGGGUACCAGAAAGUCGGGAGGCAGCAGAGAAGAAAACGAGAUGGCGUAGCGAUAGGAAAGCAGUUCAGGCAAUGUACGGAUCUGCUGGAGAGGCAGUGAGUGGGCAGGUGAAGUGCUCAGCAGGCUGAGCUCAGAUUCCCCAGCUGUGUCUCACCACGAAAGAUCACAAGCCCAGCAAGGUCUUGGCACGCUGCACAGGCGCUAACUUUUGGCAUUCCUGAGUUUAAGCUGCCACUAACUCUGAACGCUGCAUCUACCUUUCUUCAUGUCUAAUAACUGGAACAGAUUUUGGGAAGGUCUGAAAGAGAAGUGAAAUUGGAAAGCUUAAAAAAAGUGUGUGUAUAUAUGCAUACGUAUAUAUUCAUAUGUAUAUACGCAUACACAGAGUUGUUCCAUUCUUUAUUCUGCUCCCUUCCUGCUCCUCCAGCUUAGGCGCUGGGUGUUCUUACUUGAGCGCAGUGAGUAGGGGACAGCCUUGUUCUUUCCCUGGGUGCCUACUUGCUGUUUCUGUCCGAUUCUAGUAAGUUGUGCCGUGGUCUUUCUCUUAGCAGAGGGGUAAAAGCCAUGCUGGACAAGUGGCAGCUUUCAACCAUGAGCCGCUUAAGCUGUGAAGUCCCUUUCUUCUGCCCUUCUCCUUUGCCCUCUAAGACCCCAACCUCUUAGCGAGACAUUUGGCAGUUUGGGGGAGAAACGGUUCUGGGGUGUGUCAAGUCAUGACCGUGUAUGAAGCCAGGAUAUUCACCCCGGGGGGAAGACCAGCCUCCGAGCCCAGCCGGGGUUAGCAGCAUGCCAAACACAGAGGCUCUCUUCUCUGUGCUGCCAUAAAAAUGGGAGGCAGUUCUCCCCUUUUGAAGGUCUCUUGCGAGCUUUUUGGGAGGCACUUGGGUUUGGUUGUGACAUCCUUGCCCUUUCACAAGUAGUGUCAUCUUAGACUUGCCUGUGCUCCUGCCUGUGGGACUUUUCCACCCUGGCACUGCCUUGUUGCGAGCCGCGAGUAGUGUGCCAAGAGCGGAGGAGUGGUGGAUGCCCAGCCUGACGCUGGCUGAUGUCCGUCUGCUGUGUUUGUUUCAAUUUGCACUUUUUUGAGUCGAUUGAGCCAGAGUCUGUUGAGAAAUGCAUGUGAGACAGUCCAUAGGGUUGUGGGUAGCUGUUUACAGCCAAGAAGCAGCUGAUUGAUCUAGCGGCUAUAUUAAACGUGACCCCACCAGGGAGAGAUGGAAGCAGAUAACCCCGACUCCUGCCGCACGGUGGGAUUCAAGCGGUUGGGUCUGCACCGUUUACUCGCUGCAUCCCUCCCCUGCCCCUCGGCCCGGCUGCCCUCCCCCAGCGCUGGGGCAGGAAAGGCCUUUGCUAGCUGGAGAGGGACUUAGUAAAUUGGGGUUUGCCAGCAAACAAGCACCUUAACCACCAAGCUGUGGGUCUCUGAAUACUUGCACUUCACCUGAAGACUCCUCUGGGGGGGGAGGAAGGCAGUUUGGUACAUGACCAUUUGCUUUGCACCCGUCUGGUGUCCUCAAAACAUCUUAAAGCCAUGUUCUAGGAAGAAAACCAAGAGCAGUUCCCUCUCUGCUUGCUUUCUCCGAGUGCACACACUGAGUCCAGAAACCUGGAGGUAAUCCGCCGCGGAGAGGCGGGAGUUGCCACCACGGAUGUGAACAAACCCAGGGGAAUCGUCCGCCCCUGCCUCACCCCCUGCCCUGCUCCCCACCCCCUGAGUACGGGUACCUCAGAACAUGCACAGUUUGAAUUUUUCACUGACAAUUAGUUUAAUUGUUGUGGGUGAAAAUGCUGUAAUUAUCUGUAAAUAUGUAGUUAACAAAUUGACCUAGUUUCUGUAUUUUUUAAGUUUUUGUACUAAAAUUUAUAGAUACAGUAUGUGCCAGCUAGCAAAAAGCUACUGUAAUCGCCAGACGUAGUGCAGCGUGCCCCUAACCCCGGGAGGUGUCCGAGGGACGCUGGGGAGCCGUGCUCGGUGCCGCACGCGGGGGCUGUGGCGGCAGAGCGGGGCGGCCGGAGGGACGGCGGCGGCAGUGGCAGCUCUCGCCUUCGGCUCCCGGACCCGCUCCCCUUAUCCCUGUUUGCUGCCAGGACACUUCUUCCCUUGCGCUUUCCGUGCGGGCACUGUAACGUGGUCAGUACGAGGGAUGGGAGCGAUGGCUCGGAGGUUUUUCUGGGGCCGAACUCACCGCGAACCGAGUUUGGUUUCUUCGCUAGAGUUUCAUAGCGUCUUAUUGCUGUGUUUUUCAAACUCUAUAGAAACGAUAUGUUUUCCCCUUCUAAACGCUUUUGUCUUAAACCUGAGAUAAUCUAAACCUACUGGAGGAAAAGAUGCAUUUCGUUUAAGACCGGUGCCUGCUUUUAGUGCCAGGAUCACGCAUUUCUAUGGCAACUCGGAGCUCAGCCGGGUUCGGGAAGGAGCACGCGGUCGUUCCCGCGCUGCAGUCCAUCGCCGCUUUCGCGCGGCUCGGCGCCAGGCUGCCGGCAGCCCCUGCGGCCGCGGCGGACGAGUCACGUCGCUAAAUCAGGGGUGGCUUCCCCUCCCCUUGCAUUUCACAAGCAUGAAGUAAGCGGCCGGUCCCACCUUUGCUCCGUAUCUGGUGGCAGAGGCGAGCCUACAAGUCGGGAGCAGCUUUGCCAAGCGCCCCGGGAGCCCGCAAGCGGAGGAGGCGGCUCGGCGCGCUGGCGAGACCGGGCUCUCGCGCUGGGUUUGUCGGGUUACCCGGGAGGUUUUGGGGGACGUGAGCUUUUAAGGAGUCUAGUAGCAUCAGCGAGGAGAGGCGUAUAUGUGCGCAUGGGUUUGGCUUCUGGCAAGCAAACCACCUGCUUCCUUUCUUCGGCUUUUCUUUCCUCCUCACCCCGCUCAGCUCUUCACCUUGCUUGGAACAGGAACAUUUUUACCUGACUGAAAAAAAAACCAGCUAAAACCUGGGGGCAGACUUGAUGUAAAUACUUACCGUUACAAAGUGAAGUGUGUAUAACAUAAAAGGCUACAGCCAUUUGGUGACUUGUAAAUGCUUGAGGAGGUUGUGUUAACACGUGGGUCGCUCAGUCCUGUCUUGAGUCCGCAGCCGCCGUCAGCCCGGCGAGCGCGCGAGCGAGCCGGUCGGAGCGGACGGACCGCGUGCGUCAGUUGGCUGUCAGACCCCCUUGGUUUAGUGUAUGAGAGGGUAGCGUAACGUGUGACAUAACGAUAGGAGAAGCUGUGUGAGGUGUGUAUAGUGUAUAUUUUUUAAAAAUAGCUUGCUUGUAUUGUGAAGAUUUUAAAGACAAACUUGAGAAUUCUAGCCUAACUAUUAACACGAGUUUAACAUCAGUUACCCCACUGGGUUCGGAGCCUCUUGAAUGUAUAUUCCUUUUUGUAACCUAAAUGACCUAUUCUUCUACCAGUCAGCCAGACAUCCUAUUUAUAUUUUUAAUUUUAUAUAUUACUUUCCAUUUGUUCUCAUUAUUUCCAGCAUGUUUCUGGGUUUGGUUUUUGUUUGUUUGGGGUUUUGUUUUGUUUCUUUCUUUUUUUUUUGCACAAGCAUUGUGUGAAGUCAAAGAAAUGUUAACUCAAACCUGGUUUUUUUUCCAACCUGUUCCCCCCCCCCCUUUUUUUUUUCUUCCACCGACAGUUUGGGCUUUUCUGGGAUGGGAUGCGACGGGUGGGAGGAGGGGACGGCUAUUCCCAUUUGCAGCUUCUGUGCAAAUGCCAGGUCUUUUGCCAGUCCACUGAAACACUUCACUUGUGGAUUGCUUUUAAAAAUUAAAACACACACAAACAAAAAUGUAACCUUAUCAGUCCGAAGUAGCCCCUGGAGGGAGGAGGGGAAGUGCACACCUGUAGCAACACCAAUCUCGCUUUAGCUGCAAAACAAACGGGACCCUUUUCCCCAGCGCGGUGGCUGCCGGGCAGGCUGCGGCGGGCCCCUGCGGUGGCCCGGUCCAGGCACAGGUACCGCUCGGCUCCGGGGAAGCUUUUCCCAGCUCGUGCUCCGGUGCUGCUGGGCGCCUGUUCCUGCGGGGUCGGGUGAGCCGUGCCGGGGAGGGCCGGGCUCCUACCCCCUCUGCGCCCGCGUGUGCACAGGCAGCAGAGCUGCUGCUGCUCUUCCUCUCCUCCUCCUCCUCCCUCCCUUUCCAUAAGGAAGUCCAGUUCACCACCAAGAGCUCGCCCAGCGCCCGGCCCCAGCACCGGUGGCCCUUCGCUCUGGGGGCUCACCCGGGUUUAGCAAAGCCCGGCUGCCACGGGGCCGGGCAGCAGCACCCCGUCCCGGCGGUGGUGCGCUGCAGAGCAUCGGUUAAAAACACACAUAUCUGCUGUUUUACUAUGAACACUGGUCUGAGGUUUCCAGGCCCAGCACCUCCCGUGGUGGGUCACGAAGGAUUUAUCUAGGGGAAUUGAACUCCCUCCUGCUUCGGUGUCUGGUAGCACCAGCUGGUAUGAGUGAACCUACAGGUGUGCGUUUUCCUUCUCGUAGAAAAUGCCACAAGCACUAACUGGUAAGGCUUAAUGUACAGUAUAUUGUCAGUAUUCUGGUAUUCUUCUGGUUCAACAUACAUUAUAGCUCAUAUAUAACCUGUAUUAAUUGUAUAGAUUGUGCAUUUAAAGCUGUUACCAAGUUGUCAGAAAAUAAGAGAAGAGAAAGGAAAAAAAAAAUAAGGUCAUAUGUAAUAUUUUGUUUGUAAGUAUCCUUUGUAUCAUAGCAAAGGAAAUGUUAAAAAAAAAUCAACUGUAAUAAAGUAAUUUUAGUACA